Messenger RNA from Silurus meridionalis, 2283 nucleotides. It is a transcript of the gene fbxl9, whose product is annotated as leucine rich repeat containing 29. Lineage: Eukaryota; Metazoa; Chordata; Actinopteri; Siluriformes; Siluridae. The transcript is spliced from 8 exons. Gene Ontology annotation, molecular function: protein binding. Gene Ontology annotation, biological process: SCF-dependent proteasomal ubiquitin-dependent protein catabolic process. Bases 269 to 2200 code for a protein of 643 amino acids. The record is from RefSeq and is a predicted model, not a curated record. Gene Ontology annotation, cellular component: SCF ubiquitin ligase complex.
GUCACGUGAUCAGCCGGGGUGUCAUUCUAAUGCGUACCUCUUCACCGUGUUAUUGUUAUUGACUGGUUGUGCUCAUGUGCACCUGCUGGAUUCACUGAAAUGUGGAACAGACAGAGGGAUGGUUUGAUUAUAGUGUUGGAUUUGGAUAUCAAUAUCAUAGGAAUAUAAAUGAUAUGGACUUUUGGUCUGUUUGAUUUGACAUCAACAUCAUCACCACCAUCAUCAUCAUCAUCAUCUGUCCCAUGGUGUGAAUCAGAAGGACGCAGGGAUGGAGACUCCAGCUUUGCCACACGAGGUCAUUUGUCACAUCCUGACCUUUCUUCAUCCAUCAGACCGAAAAGAAGCCUCGCUGGUGUGCAGAAGCUGGAACGAAGCGAGCCGAGAUCAUCAGUUUCAGAAAAACCUCAUCUUCAGGUUCCCAGCUUGCACGUCUUCGUUAGGGUUUAUCCGCGGCCUUGCUUGCCGGCCUCGAUGCAGUCUGAUCAUCAGCCAUGUGGAUGAUUCCAGUGUCUCACGCCAAGUGCUGGAGGAGGUCAGAGUUCACCUCGGGGCUGAGCUAGAGGGGCUGAUGCUGCCCCGGAGCAGUAUGAUGGAAUCGUCUCUCCUGAAGCUCCUGCCGAGCCUGACCGCUCUGCGUAAGCUCGACCUCGAGGGUCUCGACAGUCUCUUCAUGUCCGGAGUGUUCCUGAGCCGGGAGGAACAUCGCCAGCAGGUUCGUAAGGCGAUGAAGAACCUGGAGGAACUGAACCUGUCUGACCUGCGCUACCUCUCAGACCUCAGCUUUAAUCGUCUAACAGGCUGCACUCUGAGACUCCGGCGUCUGGCUCUGGCUGGAUGUCACAUCGCUUUCGAGUUUGACCCGUACCUAGGGUGCGCUGUGGGCCCGGGUUCUUCAGCCAUGCUUUCUCUGAGGAACCUGCUCCGGCUCCUUCAGGAUCAGAGCUCCACGCUGUGUAGUCUGGACCUCAGCCGCACCUCCAUUACCCCCGAGUCUUUGCGCUCGCUGGCUCUCGUUCCCGGUCUCCACCUGGACGAGCUGAACCUGUCCGGUUGUAAGAAGCUCAGAGAUUACUCCAUCGAGCAGCUCUGCAGGCACCAGAGAGGCCUCCGCAAGCUGGACUUAAGCGGCUGCACAGAACUGACGAGCCGCAGCACAAUAGCGGUUGUUGCCGAGCUCAAGCAUCUCCAGAGUCUCUCCCUGUCCCGGAACUGGAGGGUGACAGAAAAAGGGAUGGCGGAUUUAACAGCGCUGCCCAGUCUGAGCUCGCUGGACCUGUCUGAAUGUGUUAACGUGAGCGGAGAGGAGCUGGUGAAAGGCCUGUCAUCUGCUCAGCCCAGAGCUCAGCUGGAGAAACUCAGCCUAAAGAGCUGCACCUACAUCCAGGACGUUCACUCGCUCGCUCGGCUCUUAACGUCCAGUCUGAAGGAGCUGGAUCUGACCUCCUGCGAUGUCCUCACAGACUCCAGCGUCCACGCCAUCUCCUACUACCUGGCCGGGCUGCGGGUGCUGCGUCUCGGCUCGUGUAAGCUCAUUACAGACUGGGGGCUGCUCGGGAUGACGGAACCGGAAGAUGGAAAAGAUCCCAGCAAGGAUAAGGAUGAGGAGAACGGGCCGAGCUUUACCCGGACUUUCGGGAACAUCGGCUUCUUUCAACCCCCUAAAAUGGCGUUUGAAGAAAAGCCACGUCUGGUGACUGACGCGGACCUGCGCACCUUCAGAGAGCAGGAAGGAACCUCGCUGCGGGCGAUUAAGGGUCUAGAGGAGCUCAACCUGUCCGGCUGUUCCAACCUGUCAGACGUCAGCAUAACGCAAGUGCUGCAUUUCCCAGUGCUUCAGCGCCUCUCCCUCGCCAUGCUCCCGGAGAUCAGUGACGACGCUGUGGCAUCCGUGGCUCUUCACUGCCGCUGCCUGAGCAGCCUGGCACUGAGCGGCUGUUCCCGGAUCACAGACGAGGGUCUGGCUCGUGCCCUGCCUCACCUGCCCAGGCUGCAGCACCUGCGGCUGGCGCACUGCGACGGCAUCACGGACACGUCCCUGAGCCUCAUCGUCCAGCACUGUACACGACUGAAGACGCUGGACAUCUCCAGUUGCAAAGACAUUACAGUAUCUCAGGUGGACUUCCUCCAAUCACACCUGCCCUUUCUGGAAAACGUGCAGUAUCGCUUUGUGGGCGGAGCUGACGCAAACCUCACGCUAUGAUUAAACCGUUUUUAACUGUUCGGAUGGAGCUGAUGAGCGAAAAAGUGGAGCAACAAUCAUUAAAGCUGUUCCUUGAAGAUGAA